AUGCAUACAAUAGAUGAAAUUAUUAACGACCUACUAGAAAUAAACCCACGAGAGGUCCCGACGAUGCCCCCGCCCUAUGAUGAAAAUCAAACUUUAAAUGAAAAGGUUGAAAUAACCUACCGAUCAAGCCCGAAACAACAAACCGAAUAUCUAAAAAGAGUCACAAAGCAUUACUACACGGCUGCAAUCAGAACCUACUGGUUAUUCGAAGCAUACGGGAUCGAACAAGUGUACCGAACACAAAAACUAAUCUUGGCGGACCUUGCAA
Messenger RNA from Cetraspora pellucida, 268 nucleotides. The record is from the annotation of a GenBank genome assembly. NCBI's taxonomy places the organism in Eukaryota, Fungi, Glomeromycota, Glomeromycetes, Diversisporales, Gigasporaceae.